CAGUAAAGUGUGUGGUUUUACACCGCUGAGGCGCAGGACUUUAAAUCUGGCGAGAUUAAAUCACGGUGUUUUACUACAUAUAACGACGUGUGUAGGGAAAUUCACACUGAUUUUAUUUGUUCUUGUGUCUUUUCGCUCUGAUUUUGGGAUACUAUCGAGGAUGUCUACCGUCCUGUUCUCCAGCAUCGGCGGGGAAAGACUAGCCUCGAGGAAAAAUGUCCCUCAGGAGAUCGCUUCUCAAUUGAAGAGAACGGGAACAUGUCGAAAUCUGUUCGGACCUGUGGAUCACGAUGAGCUGAGGCGAGAACUGGCGUCAAAACUUCGCGAAAUUUCUGAACGAGACCAGCAGAGGUGGAACUUUAAUUUCAGCGAAGGACAGCCGCUGGAUGGGGAUUUAAAGUGGGAGGAAAGCCCAGCUGAGGGCUGCCCGCUGUUUUACAGAGAAACAACUCUGAUAGCAAUAAAGAGACAAAUUGUGGACUUUCCGACAACAGAAAGAAUCAUAAAUGUUGACACAAAGUGUGAAAGUUCAUUGAAGAUCCGUAAGAGUCAAACACAACGCAGAAAGUUCUCUCGUAAACGCGUCCAGACGAAGAGCCAAACAAACAUGCGCAUUACAGAUUUCUAUGGAAAGCGAAAGAGAACGGACGUCUGUAAGGAAAGGAGAACCAUGGAAUGAAAAGGGCUCACCAGUGGUGCGUCACGGAGUGAUGGCGGGAAAAGGCCGGAAGUGAUGACGAAUCAGAGUCUGACUCGCGUUAUUACGUGAUAAUAUGAUUCUGUCAUUUAUUUAUUUACUGUUUUUGUCGUUUAUACAGUUGAAUCGUGAAUGAGCAACUUGGUUUGCUGUUUACAGUGUGCAACUAACAUGUAACUUUAAAUUAAAGUUAGGAUGAGUAAGCCUAUUUAUUAAUGCCUAAUAUAUAUAUCAUGUAUAUAUUUUGCCAUGGCCUAAGUUAUUUAUUUAUUGUUUAUUCACUGCAUUUUGUUUCAAGAAUAGGUUUAUUUCAGUUAAAAUUUUUGUCUUGAACAAAAUCAUCCUGAGCCAUAUU
Messenger RNA from Danio aesculapii, 1052 nucleotides. It is a transcript of the gene cdkn1cb, whose product is annotated as cyclin dependent kinase inhibitor 1Cb. Gene Ontology annotation, biological process: regulation of cell cycle. NCBI's taxonomy places the organism in Eukaryota, Metazoa, Chordata, Actinopteri, Cypriniformes, Danionidae. The record is from RefSeq and is a predicted model, not a curated record. The coding region runs from base 161 to 679 and encodes 172 amino acids. Gene Ontology annotation, cellular component: nucleus. Gene Ontology annotation, molecular function: cyclin-dependent protein serine/threonine kinase inhibitor activity. The transcript is spliced from 2 exons.